AUGGCAAACAAGUUUGGAUUAGGGUCUUUACCUCUAGAAUCUAAAAAUCACAUGAGUUCUACGUCGUUUAUAAACAAAGCGAAACCUUUUUUCGUGGAUCAAAUCGGAGACACCUUACAAGGGGAUAUCGAUAUGAACAAUUUCAAAAUAACUAAUUUAAAGUUUCCAGGAAACGAUAACGAUGCCGUGAACAAGAAAUAUUUACUGGAUCAAAUAAACGCAAUUCAAAUAGAUAAGGACCAUGUUGAAAAUAGAAUAAAUGACGUGAAAAGAUUCAUCAGACGAAAUAUUAAAAAUCUUGUGGACGAACCCAAACUACAACAAGAGUUAACGAGUUUGAAACGCCUUAUUCAAGUGGAUAAAACAAGUCAGUUGCAAAAUUUAAUAUCUAAAUUAGACGAUAAGAUUACGAAGGUAAAAAUAGACGUCCAACGUUUAAUAGAUAACCCAAAUGUAAACGAGGAUAGAUUGAAACGAAAACUAACCGCUUUGGAAAGAAAACUUGCAGAACUAGACAAGACCGCGGACAAAACCGAGGUACAAAAUUCGAUAUCCAAUUUGAACGAAAAGAUCGCGAAGCAAAAAUCAGAUGUUCAAGAUAUAAUUAACACACUUCCCAUUGACAAAGAUACUUUGAAACGACAAUUGUCUGCUUUGGAUACUAAAAUCACGGACGAAUUAGAAAAAGAAGUAGGUGUGAUUAAAAACUUUCUUCAAAAUAAAUUUCGAGAUGAUAUGAAAAAUUAUAUUAAAGAACAGGUCAAUCUUUUGGUAUCUAGAAUUCAUGACGAUUUUUUGAGACAAGAGAGAAAGUUGAGCAAAUUAGAAGCUAUUGUCACGGACAAAUCGUAUUAUUUCAAUUUACCAUUCGAAAGAAAAGAUCAAAUUUAUAAAUCAAACAAAUACGGAUUCAAAGCAGAAAUAAAAGUGGGUUCUCUCGCAUACGGAGAACCUAAAAACGUAUUCGAUAUCGGCGAAACGCAAGAGUUUUCUUUUCGAGGUAAUUGUCUGAUUCAAAUAGAGUUUCCCAUGAAGGUUAAAGUCAAUAAAGUAGUCUUCAAACAAACCGGUAAGGGCGUCAAACAUAUUUCAUUAUUCAAUGAUGGUAAUUUGGAAGAGAAUAUACGUUUGAUUGAUAAAAGGGAUCAGGAAAUUGAAACGAAAAAUGGUAAAUAUGUAGACACCUUUAAAAUGGAAGUAGAAAAUGAUAAGGAUAUCAUUGGAAUCAAAGAUUUGGAUAUAAUAUUGGAGACGGAAAAUCCACCAUUAACCAACAUUGUCAAAAUUCCACCAUCACUUAUAAUACCCGUAUACGUACCCGGACCAAUAGAAUCGAGCAGUCACGAGUUUUUACGAACAACAGACUUUGAAUACGUAAAACUGUAUUUUGUUUUAGGUGGAAAAUACACCUCGAUCGAUGUUCAUAAAAGUCAACAAGAAAGAGAGUUUAUAAUACAUUUAUCGUUUGCCGAAGGUUCCGACUCCAUCCUUGAAGGUGGUGGUUUUAUUUCUAGAGCCAAGAUAAACAUCGAAAAAGAAAAAAUAAUAUAUUCCUAUCAUCUUAAAGAGGACCAUACGAAAAAAGAAAUGUCUCAGUGUUUUAUCAAAUGCGUCAAUCGUGUUUUGAACAAAGAUUUAACGUGUAAAUUUCAAGAAUACAUCAACGGGUUUUCAAAAGCAAAUAGAAAAAGAGUGAUGACCUGUGCUAGAAUGAAUGAAUUCAACAAGAAAUUCAACACUUCGUUUCAAAUUUAUAAUCCCAAAAACAGACAUUUUCACCCCAGAGACGUUCACGAUGAAUUAGAUUGGGUUUUGUACUUACACAACUCGCAUUUCUGUUUGAUUAGAAGAAGCCAAAAAAGUUUGGGAAUUCAAGAAAUAGAAGACAAUUACGAACAGGUGUGGAAAACGUGUAGAGACGACAACGCAGUAACACAGGUUUCACCCCUCAAACUACACGUGCUUUCGAGUAUGAGUGAUGAUGCGUUAUUCGCUUGGGAUUGCGAAACGUAUUCAGAAAAAGAAACGCGAAGAGCAAUUCCUUAUGCCUGCACUUUAAUUAAUUUAGAAAAACUAAGGAAAAUGUUAAACAGAAUAAAUAAUCUCUUUCCAGAUUUAAAGCCGUCAGAUCCCAUUCCAGAAGAAUUUACAACAAACUCAUGA
Molecule: messenger RNA, 2163 nt
Organism: Lottia gigantea (owl limpet)
Lineage: Eukaryota; Metazoa; Mollusca; Gastropoda; Lottiidae
Exons: 2
Coding region: 1-2163 (720 amino acids)
Source: RefSeq, a predicted model, not a curated record